GUCAUGAAUUGCAUUUAUUAAUAUGUAAUUAUUGGUCGUUUACUAACAAUUUAAAUAUAAAACGAACAAUAAUUUUGUAAAAAAAACAUUCUAGCUCAGUUCCAAUAUUGUUUGUUCAUAUUGUUUAUUUCAUUAUUUCACGAAACCUUACGUAGACGUACGCACGUAUUUAAAGUUGUGUAUUUUAUUUUAUAUAUUGUUUUAUUAAUAAUUUUUGUAACAAGUUUUGUGUGGUGUAGUUUUUGUUGUGAUAAUACCUUUGUUUGUUGUUUUUAUAUUUUUUUAACAUUAACCAUGGUAGAAUUCGGAGGACUGAUAAUUUGUAUACCUCUUUACGCCGCUGGGAUACUACUCCUAGGUGCAUCUCUGUCGGCGGGCGUGUUUAUAUUCCACAUAGCUGUCGUGCCUUUAAUCUUCAAAUACUGCAAGGCCUUUAGAAGAAAUCUAGUCUUCGCUAAUUUUGUACAAUGGCCACUCCACAUGAACUACGAGGAGCCGUCGGCGUCCGGCAUCGAGGGCGCCAGAAACCUCAGCAUAGAGUACCAGUCUAAGGUCAACAAGUGCAAGAUUAGGAUCGGAAUAUGGCACAUCCUGCCGCGGUCGUCGUACGAGCGACUGAAGCACUCGUACGACAAAUACGACAAAGACGCUAUGGAUCGAGUGCUCGGAGACGAACUGGCCAGCUCUAAGACUCCUGUUAUAUUAUACUGUCAUGGUAACUCGAACUCUCGCGCGGCGGUGCACAGAAUAAUGUUGUACAAAUUUUUCCAGAAGAUGGACUUUCAUACUAUCACUUUUGAUUACAGAGGUUACGGCGACUCGACAAACAUCCAGCCAUCAGAAGCGGGCGUGGUGGAAGACGCACUCGUGGUGUACGACUGGCUUCACUCCACUCUCACACAUAAUAAAAACGUAUUUGUGUGGGGACACUCUUUGGGCACAGCAAUCUCAUCUCACCUAGUAGGCAAUCUACAGGAGUUGUCAGUCAGACUACUAGACCGACCCACUCCGUUACCGAUGCCCAAAGGACUGAUACUCGAAGCGCCAUUCAAUAACCUGGCUGAUGAAGUGGCGAAACAUCCACUUUCUAAGCUAGUAACAUGGCUCCCCUACUACGAAGCAACGUUUGUGGCUCCAUUCCGUUCUAACGACGAGCAGACCUUCAAGUCGGACGAGCAUCUGUCCAAGGUCAAAUCUCUGCCAGUACUCAUACUGCACGCCAAGGACGAUAUUGUUGUGCCUUUCAUUGUGGGCGUUAGGCUAUACCGCUCAAUACAGCAAUCCCGUACUUCGAAAGACGCGAGUAUCACGCUACACGCGUACGACAAGAGUCAGAACUUGGGACACAAGUGGAUCUGCAGGGCGUCUGACCUGCCGCAAGUUGUUGGGGACUUCGUGAAUAAUCUGUCAGAGAAAUAAAAAAAAACAACGAUCAUAACAAUUGUUGUACAUUGCCUUACAAUAAUAUAAUGAUACCCGAUUUCAAUUAAUAUUUGCCUUAUAAAUACAAUAAGUUCAUUCGAAAACUAUUUUGUACGCAAUUUUACCUCUUUUUGCAAGAUUUAAAGAUGUAGGUAAGAUUUAGAAAUCGGGUUGAAUCGAGAAAGGAGAAAUUAAUAUUACUCAUGGAGAACAAAAUGACUAGCGGAGAUAUCAUAACGCAAAAUCUCCUAAGAAAGUAGCACGACAACAUGCGGGUGUUCGGAGGACGAGGAACGUUACUAGCUCCGCCCUUAUACGCCUUCUAUGGAACCCGCCCAUAAUUUUCAAAAUAAAAUCACCAACUAAUCAAAACCAAUCUUUGACAGAUUGGUUUUGUUUUGACAAGUCACCCGAACGUCUCGUUAGUUCUAGUAACUGAUCACGCCUACCGUACGUUGCUUGAGCUACAAGAAGGCGCCUGACCUACCUUCCUUAUGGCAUCUCCGCUAUCUUUCCUUUCUCCCUGAUUACUUAAAUAGUUAGGGCAAGUAAUUAAUAUCUACGAGUCCUAUUAGAUAGCUAAAUAUACAACUAAAAUGCCUGAAAUUGUAUAUGGGAGCUUUUUUCUUAUUUAUUAAACUGUCAUGUUUUUGCAAGUUAGUGUUGCCGAAGUAAAAAAAUAUUAAAGUCACUAUAAAAAUAAUGUUAUUCACAAGUAAAUAACAUAUGAAAACACCCCAAAAACGGUUUACCACUUUCUAGUGUUAACAUAAAUAAGUUUUUUUUACAAAGAAUUAUCGGCCUUAAAACAUACUCAUAGACUUUAGAAUCGCUUAGCAACGAUAAAACUGGCCUAAAAAUAGUACUUAGAUAUAAUAUUUCAUGACAAUAUAGGAUUAAAUAGUGCAUAAUAAUAUUUUCCUAUUGUAUGUGACCAAAGUAAUCUAUUAAAAUAAAAGUAAAAACCUUUUUUUCGUUUUUGGCUUAUGAAACGGCUGGACCGAUUUGGAAAACUUCUAAUUUUAAUUCG
Messenger RNA from Helicoverpa armigera (cotton bollworm), 2452 nucleotides. RefSeq names its product lysophosphatidylserine lipase ABHD12. The transcript is spliced from 10 exons. Gene Ontology annotation, biological process: phosphatidylserine catabolic process; monoacylglycerol catabolic process. The coding region runs from base 295 to 1419 and encodes 374 amino acids. Gene Ontology annotation, molecular function: phosphatidylcholine lysophospholipase A1 activity; monoacylglycerol lipase activity. The record is from RefSeq and is a predicted model, not a curated record. Gene Ontology annotation, cellular component: endoplasmic reticulum membrane. NCBI's taxonomy places the organism in Eukaryota, Metazoa, Arthropoda, Insecta, Lepidoptera, Noctuidae.